CUACAGUACCUAACCUAAUUGUACAAAUCGCAACAUUGUUUUAAUGGAACUUUGAUCUCUUCGUCGUCAACUAUCGGCUUCCACUUCACCAUCCAUACCUGCAUAUGAGUACCUAAAAAUAGCGUAUGACCUACAGCGUAAAGUGCUUUUAAGAUAUACCAACCGGGUCGGGAUUCAACCAUUUCUUACUCAAUAUACUAUCACCAAAGAUGGAGUACGAACCUUUAGCUCCAAAACCCCAGCCGGUGUUCGGUCAAGGCUUCAAGUAUAAUGGUAGGCUUACCGUGAAAGGCAUACCUCGUGUGGAGCCUCCAGAGAUAAAGCGACUCCUCUUCGAGCCGGAGGGUGCCGAUGAAGACCAACUUCGCGAAUGGCGUACAGAGACGUUCCGAGUAGUGACGAAACCUUGGCUCGAAGCUCAGAGCCGACACUAUGGCGUGGUGCUAGGACCCGUGGACAGCUAUUCAAAGGAUGAGUUACGAGAACUCUUCCGCAGGGAAUCUCUCAAACCUGAUUUCGGCGAUAUCAGGAGACAAUAUCAGUCAUUUAUGCCAGGUCAGUUUGAGAAGAUGAAGGCGGACUGGGAAGCACAAUCCUCAGCCUACAAAGAGUCAUGUUUCUCCGGCCGUCGACAAGCAGACUUUGAUAAUUUAGCUACCUUGGAGGAAAAGCUUAACUUUGACAUCGACAUGUUCUUGGAAACUUAUUACAGCGAUCCAGAUAUUCUUCCAGAUCCCAUGCCUUUCCGCGGGAUCAACUUCGACGUCGUUAUGACAGCUAUAGAGCAAAUUAAGGGACUAUACUGUCAAAAGGUAGGUAAUGAUUUUCAGAAGAUGCUCUGGGUUGGAUGGGACAAGAAGGACGUCAAGCAGGCGUGCAAGGAGUAUGCAACGCUGGCCAAAGAAAACGCUGCCGUGCGGCGUCAAUUGAAAAAGCAGCAUACCAUUCUCGCGCACGAGAAAAAGCUCGAGAAGAAGGCUGCGUCGCGGUUACAACCUCACCGAGAGUACGUGGCUAAUGUUGUACGCAACCGCGGACUCGAAGGCUCCUACGUAGUUGAGGCUACCCUUCUAGGAGUUCAACGCGAAGCUGGCAGUAGUUGGGUAGAGAUCAGGAAGACCAUGCUGAACGAUGUAUUCGAGGCGACUUUUAACUUCAUGCCUGCUGCAGAAGGCGUAAUAAUCCUUGCACAAAAUGACGGCGACAUUGAUAGGUACAUUCGUUUAGUCGAACCAUUGCGCAAAGUGCCAGCACCGGCGGUCGAAAGCAAUAAUGCGAGUUCGAGCGGAUCUCAACCAGGUUCAAAGAGGAAGAGGGGGCAGAAUGAAAGUGUAGAACAGGGUAGAAUCGAUGGAAGCUCCCAAAUCCCCAAGCGCAUGCGGUCAGAUAUACCAGCGGUUCCCGAGGGAUGUACCAGAUACUAUACACGUUGGCGCGGCACCGUAGGCACUACUCCGUCGGAUAUAGGUGCUACUAAAAUAUUACGUGAAAAUGGAGAAGGCGAAAGCUGGAUCGACUUCACGGAGGGCGAGAAAGCACAAUUCAUCGCCCAUUUAGAGACCCCGCUCAUGGCUGAGGUUAUUCACGGUUACAAAAUUCAGGACCGAAAUAUAUAUGAAGCCACGAAAUGGGAAACUCGACCUGAAGGAUCAAGGCACUAUUCAUGGAGAUGGAUAGAGUAGAUAGAGCUUUAGGACGAUCGGCGGUCUUCAGUCCGUACGACAUUAGAUCCGAGUGAAUUCAACGUGUAGGAUAGGCGCCUUGUGACAUUAGGCAUGGAUACCCUUAUGGUGAUUGGGGCUUUAUUUUGGCAGGAGUCGGUCUCAUCGACUUAGACAACGAAGUUGAUAGUUUUAUACGACGAUAUACUUAGCACUUGGCCUUAGAGGGCAGAGUACGGGUUGAAUUGAAAUCCAACGAAGUGCGAUUAUGUUUGAAAACUAUAAACACGCCAUAAAAGACAUCUAGAACGGUCGCGA
This is a messenger RNA of Daldinia loculata, 1979 nucleotides long. RefSeq lists its product as uncharacterized. NCBI's taxonomy places the organism in Eukaryota, Fungi, Ascomycota, Sordariomycetes, Xylariales, Hypoxylaceae. Bases 210 to 1682 code for a protein of 490 amino acids. The transcript has 2 exons. The record is from RefSeq and is a predicted model, not a curated record.